Messenger RNA from Iphiclides podalirius (scarce swallowtail), 210 nucleotides. NCBI's taxonomy places the organism in Eukaryota, Metazoa, Arthropoda, Insecta, Lepidoptera, Papilionidae. The record is from the annotation of a GenBank genome assembly.
AUGGGGGAAUGUGGCCGCUACUGCUUUUCAAAUAAGGAGGACAUUGGGGUGCACGGGCGUCAAGUGGCUCCUCGAGGGAGGUCAGAGGGACGUCAACACAUGGAGUCGUUAUCACGCGUUGAGCGGCUGACUGCGGCUUCGGGGGACGGUAUUCUUCGUGGCGUGACGGAGACCUGCUCGACAGCACUUGUCGGCCGAAUGCUGUACGAG